AUGGAUGAGGGGGCUGCCUCACCCCUGCUUCCCAAUAGCCUUGUCUAUCAGAUCUUCCUCAACCUGGGACACGCUGAUGUGCUGGCCACUGGGCUGGUGUGCCGCCAGUGGCAGGCUGUAGCCUGCGAUGAAUUCCUCUGGAAGGCACUUUUCUACCGCUAUUAUCACGUGGACCAAGAUGUGCCCCGCCAUCCGGCUGCCGUGUCCUGGUACGAGGAGUUCCGGUGGCUCACCGACAUCAUCCCCUGCGUAGAAGUCCAGACUUUGAGGGAGCACAGCGACCAGGUCCUCCACCUCAGCUUCUCCCAAAAGUGCUUCCUGUUUGCUUCCUGCUCCAAAAACUGUACCAUCAAGAUCUGGGACAAUGACCUGGCCAUCUCCCUGCUGCACAGCUCCAACAUGCGACCCUACAACUGGAGUUACACCCUGUUCUCCCAGUUCAAUUGGGAUGACACGCUCCUCCUGGUAUCCGGGGUCUUCGUGGGACCCCACAGCUCCUCUUCAGGAGAGAUUGCGGUCAUCAGCCUGGACAACUUCACCUUCCUGUCCCGGGUGCGCAACAAACCCUAUGACGUGUUUGGCUGCUGGCUUAAUGAAACCAAACUGAUUUCCGGGAACCUGCACAGGAUUGGACACAUCACAUCUUGCUCUGUGCUAUGGCUGAACAUCGCCUUCCAGGGCAUCGAGUUGGAGAAUGUGAACAUGGUGAAGAGGCUGUUCAAAAUCCAGAACCUGAACGCCAGCAAUCGCAUGGUGAUGAUGGCCAACUGCAGCCACCAUGACUCUCCUGACCUCCUCCUGGACUAUGGGGAGCAGCGGGCCGCCACUGCUGACGUCUUUGACCCGGCUGACGAGGAGGAGGAGGCAGGCCGGGCCCCAGAGAGGGCCGGGUGUCCCGGCGGAGCUACCUGCGGGGGCCGAGGGGUUGUGCGCUUCUUGGACGACCUGGAGGAGCAGGGGAGGCCCCUCCUGAGCGAGCAGGAGCUGGAGACCAAGGUGGCAGAGCUGCUGGCCAGGAGCAGGACUAAGCUCCCCCAGGGCUCGGGCGGCGGCCCGCCCCCCAUGGGUGAGCAGGAGGCCCAGAAGAAGUACCUGAUCUUCACCACUGGCUGCCUCACCUACUCCCCACGCCAAAUAGGGAUCAAACAGAUCCUGGCCCACCAGAUUACCAUGGCAGGGCUGGUGCUCGGAGAGGAACGGUGGUCUGAUGAAUUUUUUGACUCCCUGGAUCACGUGAUCGACGUGCAAGGGCACAUCAUUGGGAUGGGGCUGUUCCCCGACCAGAGGUAUCUGUACGUGAAUAGCCGCUCCUGGCCUGCACUGGUGUCUGACCCCAUGCACCCGCCACCCAUCGCCGAGGAGAUCGACCUGCAUGUGUUUGACCUGAAGACGAUGUGGGAGGUGAAGCAGGCCCUGCGGGUCCUCUGGGCCUACACCCCCAAUGAUGAGUCCUUCUUCAUCUUCCUUGACAUCAGCAGGGACUUGGUCGACAGCGGCGCAGAAGACCGGCGAGGCUACAUCUGGGACCAGCACUACAAUAUCUGCCUGGCCAAAUUCCAGCACGAAGAUGUGGUCAACUCGGUGGCCUUCAGCCCCGUGGACCAGGAGCUGCUGCUCAGCACCAAUGAUGACACCACCUUCAAGGCCUGGCGCUUGCCCCGCGUGGUCCGCGCCGGCCAGCCGCCACACCCAGGAAUGCCUAGGUUCUCCUGGCUCAGUGGCCAGAAAAGCUGA
Molecule: messenger RNA, 1734 nt
Organism: Ornithorhynchus anatinus (platypus)
Lineage: Eukaryota; Metazoa; Chordata; Mammalia; Monotremata; Ornithorhynchidae
Gene: FBXW5
Product: F-box and WD repeat domain containing 5
Biological process (GO): protein ubiquitination
Cellular component (GO): Cul4-RING E3 ubiquitin ligase complex; SCF ubiquitin ligase complex
Molecular function (GO): protein binding
Source: RefSeq, a predicted model, not a curated record